Molecule: messenger RNA, 969 nt
Organism: Rhipicephalus sanguineus (brown dog tick)
Lineage: Eukaryota; Metazoa; Arthropoda; Arachnida; Ixodida; Ixodidae
Exons: 2
Coding region: 1-969 (322 amino acids)
Source: RefSeq, a predicted model, not a curated record
AUGCCAGUCAGCGGCAUCGGGGAGUAUCGCCUCGGUAGAAGUGCGUCACGGGACGAGUACGUGGAGCGACUUGAAAUGUACUGCGAAGCCAACAAGCUUUCGAAGGAUGAAGAAAAGCGUCCUGUUUUACUCAGCUCCUGUGGAGAAGAAACGUACAGUCUCAUCGUGACGCUGGUCAAACCCGAAAGGCCAACUGCUGCAGCCUACGAGAAGAUCAAGAAAGCGGUCCGAGAACACAUGCAUCCGAAGCCGUCAGUGCUGUACGGUAGAUUUUUAUUUUACAAGCGUAACCAAGCGCAAGGCGAAAGCGUCGCAGAUUACGUGACAGCGCUGAGAAGACUGGCUGAAAACUGUGGCUUCGGAGACGACACGCUUCCUAUGGACGAGAUGAUGCGAGAUCGUUUCGUCUUCGGUAUCAGCAACGAGGCUGUGCAGCAACGCCUACUGGCAGAAAGGGACCUGACAUUCACUGUGGCGUACGAUAUGGCCGUGACAGCGGAAGCAACCCAACGGCAGCAACGAGAAAUCAGGACACAGAGCCUCAGCGACGCGAACUGCAUAGGCGACGCGGCCGUCCACGAAACGCGCCCAAAGGAGCCAGCUGCGUCCAGAGAUGGCGUCUGUUACCGCUGCAACGGAGAUUCGGUCUACGCCCGAUGCUUCGCUGCGGGACCGCGAUGGAAGUUGGCUGAAGUAAUCAAAGUGAAGGGUCCUGUCUCCUAUCUAGUUCGGAUGGCAAAUGGAGACGUGCACCAUAGGCAUCGCAACCAACUGAGGCGCGCAUGGCCGACGGAGAAGCCUUCAGAGCCACUACCUGACUACCACUUCCGGCUUCCUCCGGUACAAUCACCUGUCGAUGUGGAGCCUGGCAUCACCAGCCCAAGUCCUCUCUACACGCCCGAGGGACCCGAGCUGAGAAGAUCUACACGAACUCGUAGACCAGUCGUUCGUUUUGGCUCCAGUGUUUAG